This is a messenger RNA of Branchiostoma floridae (Florida lancelet), 1859 nucleotides long. Its product is annotated as ectonucleotide pyrophosphatase/phosphodiesterase family member 5-like. The record is from RefSeq and is a predicted model, not a curated record. Lineage: Eukaryota; Metazoa; Chordata; Leptocardii; Amphioxiformes; Branchiostomatidae. The transcript has 10 exons. Bases 281 to 1582 code for a protein of 433 amino acids.
GUUCACCCCCUAAUUUUUAAAAGUGAGAGCGUCCUGUCAUUCGCAAGGUCGUCACGGUUCAAAAGUCAACCUUGCCAACGCAACGAGCUCAGGCAAUAGUACGGACCAUACCGUCAAACAUACUGCAGCACAGUUGCCUGUAUCCAUUGCCAGCCUGGUGACCCAGAGGUUACAAUUGUAUCAUUCUGGUUUGUACGUUAGUAAUAUCCUGGGGUGUUUGGCCUGUACGGGGAAAGCUGAGAGAGAUCAGAGGUUACCAAUACCAUAACGGACAGGUACUAUGGAGCUGUACCCAGUAUACCUGUUGUGUUUCCUGUGUCUGGUUCGGACCAGUCUGCAGAAAUCCUGUCACAAGACGCUGUUGGUGUCGUUUGACGGGUGCAGGUGGGAUUUCAUCAACAGGGGAAACACACCAACAUUCGACCGCCUGGCGCGGGAGGGCGUCAGGGCGCCUUACAUCCACGGGACUUUCAUCACUAAGACGUUUCCUUCGCACUGGAGUGUCAUCACAGGGCUUUGGGAGGAGUCCCACGGAAUCACUGCUAACUCCAUGUACGACUCCGUACUCAACCAAACAUUUGUUUUGCGCACCAAAGACCCAGAGUGGUGGGACGUGGGAUCCAUGCCGGUGUGGCAGACGGCCCAGAGUCAGGGUCUGAAGGCGGCAGACCUGUUCUGGCCGGGAGGGGACGUCCUGAUGAACGGGCAGCACGUCAACAUCUACCGCAAGUACAACCAGAGCAUGCCGUUCACGGACCGGGUGGACACGGUAGUUGGCUGGUUUGUGAAAGAGAAUGUCGACUUCGCCACGCUGUACUUCCACCAGCCUGACGAAACUGCGCACAUCCACGGGCCUGACUCACAGAACGUCACGACAAAGAUGGCUGAGCUGGAUGGGGUACUGCAGUACCUUCUACAAAAGGUAGAGGACGCUGGGCUGUCUGACCAACUGAACAUAAUCGUGACAGCUGACCACGGCAUGGCGGAAAUCAGCCGGGACAGGAAGAUACAGAUCUAUAACUAUGUAGACAGGUCACUUAUAUCUAGGAUCCCGGACGCGGGUCCAGUUGCUAACAUCCAACCGGUGGACGGCAAACUACAGGAAGUGUACAACAUCCUGAAGGCCGCCCAUCCCAACAUGACGGUGUACCUACGCGAGGAGGUGCCAGAGCGCAUGCACUACACGCACAACCGCCGCAUCAUGCCCAUAGUCGCCCUGGCGGACGAGGGGUGGGAGGUCAUCCCGUCGGAAUCGGAGGUGACUGACUACAAGUUGAACCUGAAGGGAGCUCACGGCUACGACAACAUGCUCAUGAACAUGAAGCCCAUAUUCCUGGCAAGGGGGCCUCGCUUCAAACGUGGUUACCAGGCAACACCCUUCUACGCAGUGGACAUCUACAAUCUGAUAUGUGAGUUGCUGGGCGUUACCCCUGCCCCUAACAACGGAACCUGGGAACGAGUCAGCGAUCUCUUGGUUCCCUUGUCGGCCGGUGACGUCACCUGUGGUGGUGUUAGCCUGGCAGUGAGCUGGGCGAGCUUGCUGUUGGUGAUAACCUCUCUUAUGUGCUCAACAUUAUUCUGAAGUUAGGUGUUUUCCUGAUUAGAAAUGGUGACAUCAAUCAUGAAAACGAAUUGCCCCACUGUUUUCUCCAUAGACUAGACAUCGGUAUCAGCGUGGGCGCCAUCCUUCGUAGUAACCACUGGCUCAAUUUCACUAGCUUGCUUCGUGCUUUAGGAAGCCAGUGGUUAACACAGAGGAUGGCAUCCAAGCUAAGCAAUAGAACACGUGAUUUUGAAAGGCAGUAACAAUAAAAACUUUUAGAUUCUAGCUUGAAUAGUCUUAUUCGGUCGAUUAAAGU